UGGUCAGCAUCAGCACGUGCAGAGUAAACUUUUUUGUUUACUUUGAAUGAGCCAUAUCCUGAAAACCACGUUAUUUUAGAGAAUAGUAAUUAAAAGAUACUGUUUGGCUCUAUUUUGAGUAGUGGAACUUCUAAUCAAUAACCCAGAGUUUAAUGAGAACUUGCCUGGGGGUUUUUACAGCGGUAAGAAAACCACCAAAGUUAUGCACAACCCUUGGCUGCAGCUUGAAAGCAAACUACCUUUGUUGUCAGCUGUCUGCAUAAGUAUCUUGAAGUCAAGAGUUCACGUUUAUUUGUUGCAAUGUUGUGGAGGCCAGACAUCUCGGGUAGCUGGUGGUUAGUGAGUGCAGUGGAGAGAACGUCUGCGUUGUUGAGCGAUGCGCAGUUGCAUUUCAGGGGCUAUUUUUAGUUCGGGACAUAAUGGUUUGUUUUGUACGUCAGAAGAACGUUGUAGAUGCACGUAGGAUUUAAAAGUGUGGAAUUAGCAGGAGACAUUAGUAGCUGUCUGUGUGGACAGACUGAGAAGGACGUAACCAUGGAAUUUCCUUUUAUGAUCCAGAUGCUUGGUACACCCUGUCAGGUAUCUAAUACAAAGCAAGAACCAACAGCCACCAUGUCUAGCAAAAGAGCAAAGACGAAGACCACCAAGAAGCGCCCUCAGCGCGCCACUUCCAAUGUGUUUGCCAUGUUCGAUCAGUCGCAGAUCCAGGAAUUCAAGGAGGCCUUCAACAUGAUCGACCAGAACAGGGAUGGCUUCAUUGACAAGGAGGACCUGCACGACAUGCUCGCCUCCCUUGGAAAGAAUCCAACAGAUGAAUACCUGGAUGCCAUGAUGAAUGAGGCUCCGGGCCCCAUCAACUUCACCAUGUUCCUCACCAUGUUUGGUGAGAAGCUAAAUGGCACCGACCCAGAGGAUGUAAUCAGGAAUGCUUUUGCUUGCUUUGAUGAAGAAGCAACAGGGUUCAUCCAAGAAGACUACCUGCGGGAGCUGCUGACCACGAUGGGAGACAGGUUCACGGAUGAGGAGGUGGAUGAGCUGUACAGAGAGGCCCCCAUUGACAAAAAGGGCAAUUUCAACUACAUCGAAUUCACGCGCAUCCUCAAACAUGGAGCGAAAGACAAGGAUGACUGAGCAAGUCCCUGGAUACAUGCAGAUAGCACCUUUAAUUUUUAAAUUUUUUUUCUUCCUACUAAUUUUAUUUCUCAGGAUCUGUUUUUUUCUGGUUUUCUGGGACCAUUUGCAUACAUUUUUAGCACUUCAGCUUCUUCCUCUGUGGAUUCUAAGGCUGCUCAGGCACAGCUGCACCUUUGUAAUAAGACUGGAAAGUGACAGGGAGAGAGAGAACAGCUUACAGUGAUAGAGGCUGAAGGACAAAGAUCAGAGAGUGUGGAGGCUCGAGUAAAAAAUGUCAGUGCUACUCAUCCUAGCUAGAUUAAUUUUACAUUUUUAAUGAUAAUUUUUCAAAUAAAUCACUGUCUACUAAGUGCAAAAUUAAAAUUUUCAUGCUAGAAGUAUAAUGUUUCUCUAAUGAUACCUGUAAAUAUUUUUGCAACUGUAUGCAGUCAUGUUGUUACCUAUUUUUGCCUUAAAAAUGAUGCAUAAGUCACUUAAGCAUACUGAUGUUUGUACUUCAGCAACUGAGUAUUUCACCUGCUACUGUGAGCAUACACAUGAAGAAGAAAUUCCCAUCCUUCAAAUUUUAGUGUAUUGUAAAUUAAUCAUUUUUGUCAGAGACUUGCACAUUAAACAUUUUAAAUCUUAUGGAUGUAGUUGAGCAUGUAUUUUACCACCUCAGUCCCUCCAUUUCUCAACAUUGAGUACUAUAAUAAUACCACUUUUAAAAAACUUAUAAUGUAAAUCCUAGUGUCUUUUUUAAAAUAAGAUAUCAUAUAUGGGUCGAGUUGCUUGAGUGAUACUUCUUACCAGAUCUGUGGGCUGCGAAAACUGAAUUAAUGACAUUUCAUUGCAACCAUUUAUUUCUUUCUUUUAUCUUUCUGGUUUUUUUCAAAGCACAGUAGGAAGAAGGCUGGAUUAAGAAGGAAGGUGUGCCAUCUCUGUCCUUUAAGUUUUCUGUCUGACAAUAUUAUUCUUAGUUUUUAAAUGAAACAAGAUACACUAUAUUAUUAAGACCUCCUGCUGUGAGUGGUGUUUUGGACACGUGAGACUUGAGGCAUUCCUUUUUGUUCCAUUUCUCAUAGUUGUAUCCUCUAUAGUUUUUGUGGUAUGGAAGGCAUGGCAGAUUUGCUACAGUGUUCUGAAGCAAUUUUUGCCAUAAUUGGAAUGCUUGUGGUCCUGCGGUUUUUGUGUCUUGAGAGAAAGGAUGAUCUGAGCUGCUUCUGACACUCCAGGAAUUACAUUAUUAAUCCCUUUCAGAAUUUACAUUACAAAAUUAAGAAAAGUCAUUUGGCUGAGAGCAUUUUGCUGUUUCUUGGUAGGCUGCUGUUGCAAACUGAACUUUUAAGAAAUGCCAGCAGAAGACAGUGAUGAAAGCUCUGAAGCUCCUGCUCUACCUCAGUCCCAGGGAGCUCUGGCGAGGCGUGGGAGCUGCGCACGCAGGGAUGACCUGAUCCCUCUGACUGUGGGCCUGUAGGAAGCGCGUGGAAAAGCAGAGAGGGGAAAGAGGUGCCGAACAGAAUCAGCAGAAAUCCAAACGCUUCGCGAAUGUUUUCCCAGAGAAAUACUUCCGUUCGGAGGGCGCAGAGAUUAAGAACUCGAAGAAGAACUUUUAGUAAACUAUCGGUGAAAUUAGUACGGAUUUCGAUGCUUCUGAAGGAGGCGAAGUCCUGCGGGCACCGGCCGGGGCCAUCCCGGGAGCCACCAGGAAGUGGCAGCACAGCUCUCGGCACGGCCGCCGCUGGGACGGGCGAGCGGCUUCCAGCCCCAAUGUUUUGCUGGAUUUGUUUGGCGUUUUGAGUUUGUUUGUUGUUUUGGGGGGGAUUUUUAGUCCCAAAAAGCUCGUUUGGUGCAUCGUGCAUAGGGGGAAGAUACGCUCCGUUCCCACAGAAUGCCUGUUCCUGCCACAGCAAAGGUUAAUGGUGCCGGGAUUUUCCAUAUUGCAGCUCUUGCAUGAGUUGAAUUUUUGGCCCUUUAAUCAAAUUUGUUCAUUACAGAAGAGAGUAAAACGAGGCCUCUGCAGGCCCUUGGUACUUACACAUGUGGUGUAUGUUUGGCAAAGAUUAGGUUUCAAAAGGACUUAUGGCCUUCCUUGUAACUCAAACCAGAGACACUGCUCCUGCACUUCACUUCUCAGUAUCUCAGUGAGGGCUCUUCCUCUUCUGUUCAGAUUAGCUUUGAAAAAAAAGACCCCAAAUUCAAAUGUAUAUGUUUGCAUAACAUUGUUUACAUACGAAAGACUAAAAUCUGUGAUAUAAACUAAACUGCUGGGGCUCAGAGUGAGGCAGCUGGUAUUUACCUACAGCAAUAAAUGCCAAUUGUUAAACCCCAGUGCUUGCUUACUGGCGAGGGCUGUGUUGCUGUAUAGCAACACCUAUAUGCUAUUUGGCCUUGUGAUGACGAAUUGCAGUUCAUUAAUACUAUUGUUCUAAGCCUUGCCUUCGGCAGAAUCCUGGUUUUACUCUCUUGACUUUAAUGGCAUUUAAUGUUCUCAUAAAAACAUGUCAGAGAGAAUGAUAAAAAUGGAUUUUUGGUGUGUAACUCAGAGGCCUGGGAUUUGUCUUGAAAAGAAAUUUUAAACCCCUGCUCGGAUGCAGAGGGUGCCUUAAA
Messenger RNA from Motacilla alba alba, 3723 nucleotides. Its product is annotated as myosin regulatory light chain 2, smooth muscle minor isoform-like. The record is from RefSeq and is a predicted model, not a curated record. Gene Ontology annotation, molecular function: calcium ion binding. Gene Ontology annotation, cellular component: cytoplasm. NCBI's taxonomy places the organism in Eukaryota, Metazoa, Chordata, Aves, Passeriformes, Motacillidae. The coding region runs from base 454 to 1131 and encodes 225 amino acids. The transcript is spliced from 5 exons.